AUGAGUGUUUCUUACAGUUCCGUGGAUAGCCAUGCUUUGGAGCAAUCAUUAGAGUUCAUCAAAUCAGUGAUGUCCAGUGGAGAUGGAGCAAUAUGCGCUGACGGCUCACCUGCAUCGUAUCAUCGCCAACCUGUUGUAGCCGUCGUGGGAGCUGCUGGCAGUCAAGUAUCGGUGAUGGUCGCCAGUAUGCUACAGCUUUUUCGGGUUCGCGAGCUUGGAUGGACGUACGUUCAUGCCAUUGCUGAUACGGGGUCUUACGGUGAACGAGGCAUGGAUUCCUUUCGAGCAGCCGCCACCGAGAUGGGUAUCUGUAUAGAUGGAGAUGUGCAUAAGAUCAGUCGACGAUGGACCGAUAAGAACUACCGCGACCUCCUCAUACGUAUGCAUCAUACACGAAAAGCACGCGGUGUAGUAAUGUUCGUCGACGAGGACAAUCUAAAACGUUUACUUCAUACCUUGGAUGCGUUAAUCACGGAGGGUCAUAAAGAGCUGCAUCGCCAUUUUUGGAUGAAUGUGGCAACACAGAUUUCCAUCGAUGUAGUCUUUCCACAUCACGGUUUUUGGGCGAACGUUUACAGAAGUAUUACCGAAAUGUAUCACUUAGCGCUGUUAACUUAUAAUGAACCACCACUCAUUGACGCCAAUGGAGAUGGGAUUGGACGCUACGACGUUUUCCAGCUUAACGAUAAGGGCAUCUAUCAGAAGGUUGGCAAGUGGCGGUCGAGUGAGGAUUCGUUCGAGGUCCGAGUUGAACAAGUACGUCGCGGAUUUCGUCUGGCCCCCGGCGAGAGCCCACUCUCCGUUUGUUCCGUCGAUUGCCCUCGGGGACAUUACCGAUGCGAGAUGUGCCCAGAAGGUGAAGUACCAGACGUAGAGACACAAAGCUAUUGCUUACCCAUUCCUCCAGUCUCUAUGAGCUGGGACACUGCUUGGGCAUUAAUUCCUGCUGGUUUCUCGUUGCUUGGUUUGUCCUCGACUAUAUUUGUCGUAGGCGUUUUCUUGAAGUUUUCGGAUACGCCUGUGAUUAUGGCUUCCGGUCGUGAGCUUUGUUACUGUAUGAUCAGUGGUAUCUCAAUGUGCUACCUCCUUACAUUCUUUCUCGUAUCACAGCCUUCAAUUCCGACAUGUGCUUGUACAAGGGUCUUGAUGGGACUUUCUAUGUCAGCCAUCUAUGCUGCUAUUAUAACCAAAACUAAUCGAUUAGCUCGGGUAUUUAAGCCGGAUAGCGCUCAAAGACCACGGUAUAUCACCCCGAGGGCUCAGGUGGGUAUUUGUGCUUGUAUCGUAUCAGUGCAACUCUUCGGUUCACUUGUGUGGCUAGUUGUCGAUCCACCCGGCACA
Molecule: messenger RNA, 1341 nt
Organism: Strongylus vulgaris
Lineage: Eukaryota; Metazoa; Nematoda; Chromadorea; Rhabditida; Strongylidae
Source: the annotation of a GenBank genome assembly